Messenger RNA from Penicillium canariense, 2730 nucleotides. RefSeq lists its product as uncharacterized. The transcript has a single exon. Bases 1 to 2730 code for a protein of 909 amino acids. NCBI's taxonomy places the organism in Eukaryota, Fungi, Ascomycota, Eurotiomycetes, Eurotiales, Aspergillaceae. The record is from RefSeq and is a predicted model, not a curated record. Gene Ontology annotation, molecular function: hydrolase activity.
AUGCACGUUCAUGCUGACUAUCUGGCCUGCCCGCAGUACCUGCAUCGGAAGUCGCACCAUAACAAACCAACCGUCCACAUCACCUACGAUGAAGGCAUUCAAAUCAUUCGCCAAUUCCUGCGUUACGCUUCAAAGCACUCCGUUGAAGACCUCCAGGCGUUCACGCGCCAGUGGGUCCCCAGCCCGCAUUGGGUGAGGACAGAACCCGUUACGAUCCCCGAGGAAUUUUUGUCGUCAGCAGCAGAUGCGCUUUCUAAACAACUUGGUCCCAAGGGCAUUGUGCGUGUUGGAGGUGAAAAAUGGUGGCAAUGGCGGGGGCCGGCCGAUGAUCUCAAGGGAGAAUGGAUUGAAAUGCGUAGCCAUUACAACGAAAGGAAGAAGUCCAAUGAGCGCAACAACCGGAUCAUGCUGUAUAUCCAUGGGGGGGCGUACUUCUUUGGUAGCGUCGAUACCCAUCGCUACAUGCUGCAACGCCAUGCUCGGAAGUUGAAAGGUCGCGUCUUCGCGCCGGACUAUCGUCUUGCGCCCCAGUUUCCUUUCCCGUGCGGUCUGCAGGAUUGUAUGGCCGCCUAUCUAUGGCUGCUGAAAAGCUACGACCCCAAGGAAAUUCUCAUAGCCGGCGAUUCCGCAGGUGGUGGCAUGACCUUGUCUCUGCUGGUCAUCAUGCGAGACCAGGGCAUUCCACUACCCGCAGGCGCGAUUCUCAUUUCGCCAUGGGUCGAUUUAACGCACUCAUUCCCGAGCAUUGUCGACGACAACCCUGGAGACUACAUACCCCCUUACGGAUUCCGGCACAAGCCCUCCGCAGCCUGGCCUCCGCCCAAUGCCGACGAGAUUCAGAAGAUCAAAAAGCUAUCUCGCCAGCAAACUCUUACAGCCAAGGAUAUCGAAGAUGUAGUUCCGACGGCGAAUCGGGAUGCCGAGAUUACUGCCGUCCGCGGAUAUACAAUACACGAGAAGAAGCCUACGGCGGAGGGGCAUGCUUAUCCGGGCAUGCAGCAGAAUCCAGACCCAGGCACCGUGGAUGCUGAACCCGACAAUAUCCGUGUUGUCCUGGAAGGGAAAACGAUUGAACUCAAAGAUCAAAUACAGAUGUACGCAACUAAUCAACUGAUAUCCCAUCCUCUGGUGUCGCCCAUUCUUCAGCCAUCACUGGGAGGUCUUCCGCCGCUUCAGAUUAUUAGCGGUGGCGGUGAGACCCUUCGCGAUGAACAGUUCUAUGUGGCCCAUAAAGCGGCCAACCCGACAGCGUACCCACCCGGCGAGGUAUAUCUCGACGAGUUCGAUCCUGACCGUGAAAUAUUGACAAAAUACGAGCCAACAUACGUUCAGCUCCAAGUCUGGGAUAACCUGUGCCAUGUCGCCCCGACGCUAAGCUUCACCCGACCAGCCAAGUAUAUGUUCCGCGCAAUCUCCCAAUUCGGUUCCUGGGCGUUGGCUCGUGCCCAGAAGGCCGAUGUGGAAAUCAUGGACCAUAAUAUCGUUUCGCCAGUCUCAUCCAGCGGCUCGGACGACUCAGAGAGCCCACGUGGCAUUGCAGGCUCCAGAAAGCCGACGUUCCCACCUGGGAUAUCUGUUGGAAAGGCUGGCGAUCCGCUGCCCGCUUUUGAUCAAUACAUGAUUCGCCAACGAGUCGACAAGCGUGGACGUGUUUACCAUCUCGACCCGCCGUCGUCCUAUCCAGUACUUAAUAUUCCGCCCUCAAUGGUUGGUGCAAUUAAUCCAACACUGAUUCAAAAAUGGCUUGAGGCGAAGCAUGAAUGGGACGAGAAGUUCUCCAAAGAGAAGCUGCGGGUCCAGAGCCGACGCCUCCGAGAGAUGGCACAUGGCUUCCAGGACUUCGAGGGUGAAUGCCCGCCUCCAAGCUCUCUGGCUGCUCGUCGUGCGGCUCCAGGUGUACUGCCGAAGUGGCACGCCAAAAAGAAUUACGGAUUGAUGCUCUGGAGUGGCUGGGGCAGCAAGCACGAUGAACGGACCAUGGAGAUAGAACAUGAGGUUGAAAAGUCCGGUCGCCGUACAACUCGCACCAGUGUAGAUGCUGGACAGGCUGGUUCGUACUCGAGUGUGCCUUCCACGAACCUUCAGACCGGCAAUUCUGGCAAAAGUAAGUCUGAGAUAGUCGCCGAAAGGCCCUCAACUGGAGCGGGAGCGGUCACCUGGGAUGCCCCAAGCGAAAAGAAGCAGUCAAACGGAGAGUCUGCGACGGGCCGUGCCUCUGAAUCAACUUCUGUGCGGCCUUUGUCAGAGAGAAGUGGCGGCCCUCUCCUUAUUCUGCCAGGUGUUGACAACCUGAAGUUGAAAGACGAGAAUGCAAGCACUAGGGCGCUCUUCCACGCAGCAGGAACCCUAUCCAUGUCAUCGGAUGCUUCCCUAUCCUACCCGAGAGGUCGACCAUCGUCUGUUGGUGGCUCAGUGACUGGCCGGAGCGAGUUCAUGUCAGAUACCGGCGAAGAUGCCAGCACAAUCGGUGGUGACAAGGAGUCGAGUGCAAUCACCCCUGUUGCACCUGACGCUGCUAGCACCCGCGCUGUUCUAAGCGCCAAGGGUGUGGUAGGUGUAAUCAACGGUGGAGACAGCGACCCUGUCUCCACUGAUACCACAUCUCUACGCGUACAUCUCUCGGAUGCAGAUGAUUCGUCUGCUGUCGGCAAAGAUGGUCGAAACUCCACGUCUCAUCGGCCAGAUAUGCCUGACAGGGAAGAGUUUAAGACAGCUGAGGAAGCCCUGUAG